GGAAGUGAAAGUGAAAGUCGUCUCCAUUUUGUGUGGAGGGGAAAAUACAGCAUUUCAGGAGUAAAAAAACAGGUUUGAUUUAACACACCGAUGUUGGAGUGAAGUGAACGUGUGUCCUGCUGUAAUCUGGAGAAGGAGACAUGACCUCCAACAUGAGUGUGUCUGGAAAACAGGACUUAAAGAGAGACGAGAGAAUGAUGGAGGGAAAGAGAUCAGACUCACCAGAACCCAGCUGUGUGUCCAUGAAGAGUGACUGGUCAAUGGGUCGUCCAUUUGACUUCAGAGACGGAGCCAGUUCUCCUGAUGUGAGACCACAACAGAAGAAAUCAAACCUCAGCAGAAAUCAGUUGGACUCCAUAUUCAAGGAGCUGGAACACAAAGUCAUCACUCUGAUAAAGAAUGAGCUGAAGAGGUUUAGGAAGCUCCUGAGUGCAGAUUACCCAGCAUGCACUGAGAGGGAGGUGGAGGAUGAGGAGGAUCUGCACAGUGUCAGCGAGGGAGCGCUGAAGAUCACACUGCACGUCCUGAAGAACAUGGACCACACAGAUCUCGCUCACACACUGCACAACAAACUCGCCUCUGUGUAUCAGACAAAGCUGAAAUCCAGCCUGAGAGAGAAGUUUAAAAGAAUUAAUGAAGGAAUCUCACAGCAUGGAAGCUCAGCACUUCUGAAUGAGAUCUACACAGAGCUCUACAUCACAGAGGGUUGGAGUGGAGACGUCAAUAAUGAACAUGAGGUGAGACAGAUUGAGACAGCGUCCAGGAGACCAGCAACACAGGAGACACCCAUCAAAUGUAAUGAUCUCUUUAAAGACAAGUCCAUCAGAAGUGUUCUGACUAAAGGAGUUGCUGGAAUUGGAAAAACAGUCUCUGUGCAGAAGUUCAUUCUGGACUGGACUGAAGGAAAAGCAAAUCAGGACGUCACCUUCAUGUUUCCACUUCCCUUUAGAGAGCUGAAUCUGAUGAAGCAGAAACAUCUCAGUCUGAUGGAUCUUCUUCAUCACUUUUUCCCUGAAAUAAGAAAACUAGAAGUAAUAGACUGUGACUCCUACAAAGUGGUGUUGAUCUUUGAUGGUCUGGAUGAGUGUCGACUUCCUCUAAAUUUCCAGAAGAAUGAGAGACUGUGUGAUGUGACAGAGUCAGCCUCAGUGGAUGUGCUGCUGACGAACCUCAUCAAGGGGAAUCUGCUUCCCUCUGCUCUCCUCUGGAUAACCUCUCGACCAGGAGCAGCCAAUCAGAUCCCUCCUGAGUGUGUAGCCCAGGUAACAGAGGUACGAGGGUUCAGUGAUCCUCAGAAAGAGGAGUACUUCAGGAAGAGGAUCAGUGAUCGGAGCCUGGCCAAUAAAAUCAUCAGACACGUGAAGUCUUCAAGAAGCCUCUACAUCAUGUGCCACAUCCCAGUCUUCUGCUGGAUCUCAGCCACUGUUCUAGAGAGAAUGUUGGGUGAAGCAGAGAGUGGAGAGAUCCCCAAGACUCUGACUCAAAUGUUCACACACUUCCUGAUCUUUCAGAUCAAACACAAGGACCAAAAGUACCAUCAGAAAUGUGACCCUGAUCCUCAGCAGACCAGAGAGAGUAUCCUGGCACUGGGAAAACUGGCUUUCCAACAGCUGGAGAAAGGAAACCUGAUCUUCUAUGAGGAAGACCUGAGAGAGUGUGGCAUUGAUGUGAGAGAAGUGUCAGUGUACUCAGGAGUGUGUACCCAAAUCUUCAGAGAGGAGUUUGGGCUUCACCUGGGGAAGGUGUUCAGCUUUGUACAUCUGAGUGUUCAGGAGUUUCUGGCUGCUUUAUAUGCAUUUUUCUGCUUUAUUUUUAGAAAGACAAAUGUGUUAGUGGAGCAAAGCACUGGACGUUCUAAUUUCUUCAGAAAGUCAGACAUGUCUGAUCUCCUCAGGACUGCAGUGAACAAGGCCUUACAGAGUGAGAAUGGACACCUGGACCUGUUCCUCCGCUUCCUUCUGGGUCUCUCACUGGAGUCCAAUCAGACUCUCUUACGAGGUUUAAUGCCCCAGACAGGAAGCAGCUCUCACAGCAAACAGGAAACAGUCAAGUACAUCAAGAAGAAGAUCAGGGAGAAUCCAUCUCCAGAGAAAUCCAUCAAUCUGUUCCACUGUCUGAAUGAACUGAAUGAUCAUUCUCUAGUGCAGGAAGUACAGUCUUACCUGAACAGAGGAGGUGACAGUCGUCUCAGUGGAACCAGACUCUCUCCUGCUCAGUGGUCAGCUCUGGUGUUUGUGUUACUGAACUCAGAUCAGGAGCUGGAUGUGUUUGAUUUGAGUAAAUAUGACCGAUCAGAGGAAUGUCUUCUGAAGCUGCUGCCAGUGGUCAAAGCCUCCAGAAGAGCGGAGCUGCGUGUGUGUAAACUGACAGAGGAAAGCUGUAGAGUUCUGUCCUCAGUUCUCAGAUCAAACUCCUCCAGACUGAGAGAACUGAACCUGAGUGACAAUAAACUGCAGGAUUCAGGAGUGAAGCUGCUCUCUGCUGGACUGGAGAAUCCACACUGUACACUGGAGAUACUGAGUCUGUGGCGGUGUAAUCUGACAGAGGAAAGCUGUAGAGUUCUGUCCUCAGUUCUCAGAUCAAACUCCUCCAGACUGAGAGAACUGAACCUGAGUCUCAAUAACCUGCAGGAUUCAGGAGUGAAGCUGCUCUCUGCUGGACUGGAGAAUCCACACUGUACACUGGAGACACUGAGGAUGUGGAACUGCAGGAUUACAGAUGAAGGUUGUGCUGCUCUGGCUUCUGCUCUGAGGUCAAACUCCUCAUCACACCUGAGAGAACUGAAUCUGAAGUAUAAUAAUCCAGGAGAAUCAGGAGAGAAGCUGCUCUCUGAUCUACUGAAGGAUCCACACUGUAACCUGGAGACACUACACAUUAAGGAUAAUACUCACCAGGACUGGCGUAUGACAGGAGUCUCACCUCAAACCUCUUCUCCAGGAUAAAGCAGUCUUGGUGAAGAGUUAGAACCCGUCCCACAUUUCCAGCAGUUUGGGAGUUGAAUCAUUAAACUUAAAGGGGCAGAGCAGAAACAAAGUCAAGAACAGGCAGAAGGUCGUACACAGGAGAAAUCAACACACAUAACCAAAUAUCUGCUGUACAAAGCAACGGCACCGAUCUGCCCCGGGGAUGGAGACUGACGAGGCUUAAGUACACGUCCGGAAAUGUACAGCCAACUCAUCCCGAACCACGAGGCGGGAGCAGGCGUGUACGAGAUGUGAUCGUCCAAUGGCAAGCCGGAACAUGACACAUCGCAGUGGACUGGGCUUAAAAGAGGAGGAGACAAGUCACCCAUCCCUCCCCCGACAUAGACACACGAAUGGAACAUAGUACAAACAGAAAUACAACUGAGGACGUAACAAUGGUCAAGUAUCAAAUAGAAUGUAAACUUGCAUUGAUGAAGGUAAUGUUGUUAGUAAUUGUUUCUAAAUUACCAUGGUAACACAGCUCCAAGGUAUAAAAAUAUGGAGUUUGUCAUCAAUCAAACAGUAACCAGUUUUAAUACCUAAAAAAGUUUACGUAGCAAAAUUUAGCAAAGCGUUUUACAGUAAAUUAAAAUGUAAGAUUAAAUUAAUGAAAUGUUGUGCAGAACAUGCUUAUGUUAAUGUUUGUUUCAUUAUAUGAUCAUAUAAAUAAAUAAAUACUCCCAAAGUCACCAGAAUGGAAUGCUUUUUGCUGUUAAACAUUUAGAGAUUGAGGUUGUGGUGACUCAGUAGUUCACUCAGUAUAUCUGGGUAAGACACAGUGAACGACUCACUGCUGGCAUUCAUGAAGAAGUCAUAAACUCCACUGGAAUAAUAAAUAGGAUCUAAUAAAACCA
Molecule: messenger RNA, 3817 nt
Organism: Ictalurus punctatus (channel catfish)
Lineage: Eukaryota; Metazoa; Chordata; Actinopteri; Siluriformes; Ictaluridae
Product: NLR family CARD domain-containing protein 3
Exons: 10
Coding region: 141-2942 (933 amino acids)
Molecular function (GO): protein binding
Source: RefSeq, a predicted model, not a curated record